CGCGCACUGGCAGCACCGCUUCUCCCCGCGCAGUAGCACCCGUGUCCUCGCCCGACGCGGGGGGACACGCACCCACCGCAGCCAGACCUCGGGCCGCAGCAGCAAAAGGGCAGCGGCCGUGCGCUCCUACAGCGCCGAGCACCGCGGGGACGGGGCGCGGGGAUCGGGGCCUUAUCCGGCUCAGUCCGACCCCGCUCCCCUCGCCCGGCCCCGCUCCCCGCGGCCCCGCUCCCCGCGGCCCUCACCCGGCCCCGCUCCCCGCGGCACCACUCCCCGCUCCCCUCACCCGGCCCCGCUCCCCGCGGCCCUCACCCGGCCCCGCCGCUCCCGCAGCAUACGCGGCCCCGCGCGCAGCAGCAGCCUCCCCGUCGCCAUGGCAACGCCGCCACCGUUCCCCGCGACCCCCACCCGCCUCCGGCCCAGAGCGUCCCGGCGUGGGCAGGCUCCGCUCUGGCCCCCCCUCUCGAUGGUUCCGGCAGCGGAAGUCGGGCGCGCUGCUCCGGCAUGGCGGCCUGCGCGCCGGGGCCUGCGGGCGGCGCGGCCGAGGUGCCCGAGGCGGAGCGGCGCUUCCUGCGGCAGCACCCGCUGCUCAGCCUCGUGCAGCCGGGCCGGGCUGACGGGACACGAGAUGCUGUGCCGGCUGUCGGACCUGCAGGCUUACACUAAUGGCAAGAAGUACCAGCGGCUGAUAAAGACAGCCAGAGAGUUUGACUACAGCACGUUUGAGCCCCACAUAGUGCCCAGCACAAAGAACCUACACCAGCUGUUUUGCAAGCUGACUCUCAGGCACAUCAACAAGUGUCCAGAGCAAGUGCUGUCUCAUGUCCAGGGGAAGCGCUAUCGGAAGGCCCUAAAAACAUAUGAGGAGUGCCAGAAGGAAGGAGUGGAGUACAUCCCUGCCUGCCUGCGACAGAAGCAGCAGCGGACACAGCACCCUAAUGACGGGAGCAGGCAGCCUUGCAGGAAAGAGGAAUUUUGGGAGCCAGAGUCCAGCAAUGAAGAUGGAGAGGAGACGGACGAUAGCAUGAGUGACCUGUACCCACCUGCACUCUUUCCGGGAAAAAGCCCAGCAGCUCCACAAACCACAAAGGGCAGUGAUGACUUUGCAACAGACAGUGAGGAUGAUGGGACCAAGCAGAAUGGUGACAUGAACGGAGAGGAUGGCGGAAGAACAGACGUCAGCAGAGCUGGUGGCAACAAACGGGGAAAGAAACAGUCAGGCCCUUUAAAGAAGAAAUUCAAGAGUCAUCAUCAAAAACCCAAGAACUUGAAGAAAGCAACCAAUGGCAAAUAAACUUUGUGAUAAAUAGA
Molecule: messenger RNA, 1311 nt
Organism: Strigops habroptila (Kakapo)
Lineage: Eukaryota; Metazoa; Chordata; Aves; Psittaciformes; Psittacidae
Gene: SURF2
Product: surfeit 2
Exons: 6
Coding region: 374-1294 (306 amino acids)
Source: RefSeq, a predicted model, not a curated record